Paramacrobiotus metropolitanus is the source of this 2694-nucleotide messenger RNA. RefSeq names its product ribosome-releasing factor 2, mitochondrial-like. Gene Ontology annotation, molecular function: GTPase activity; translation elongation factor activity; GTP binding. Lineage: Eukaryota; Metazoa; Tardigrada; Eutardigrada; Parachela; Macrobiotidae. Gene Ontology annotation, biological process: mitochondrial translation; ribosome disassembly. Gene Ontology annotation, cellular component: mitochondrion. The record is from RefSeq and is a predicted model, not a curated record.
ACCGCCGCAAACACUGCAGAGUUUCAAUGAUUUCGAUAUUUUGAAGUUAGCAUUAUUGUUGCGGGUGCUCCCUGCUGACUGACUAUCUAUCUAUAUUUUCAUUUUGAUAUGUAUUUGGUUAUCUAUCUUUUAUUUUGAUGGCCGUAAUGUAGAUCUAUGCGUACCUCAGCAGCCGCGCAUUCAGGUUUGGCUGCCUGCGUAAGGCAUAUUAUUCAAUAUCGAGGAAAGCACUACACUGACUACACUCUCUGCAGUAAUAAAUGUUUGAGCCUGUGAGUUGGACGGUUGUUCGGCAAGUCCGUUAAGUGAAGCUCCUCUAGAGUAUUUAGGCAAAAUCCCAUUCAUGAAAAUUGUUCGUGUUCCAUCCUGACGAGGAAUACGAAGGGUGGACAUGGAGCACAUUCCUUUUCGUUUCCUGCGCAUCCAGAACCGUCUGUGUUUAAUUAGUUGGCUGUGCAAAUCCCGCUAUGUAUGCACCAGCACACCCCGGUCCGCAGCCUUCGUCAAAUCCAAAAUUAAACAGCUCGUCGCUACCGACAGCAUCAAGGAAGAGAAGACGCGGAAUAUCGGUAUCCUUGCGCACAUUGACGCUGGGAAGACAACCACGACGGAGCGGAUGCUCUUCGCGUCGGGAUUGACCCGUCACUGUGGCAGUGUGGAUUCCGGGGAUACAGUGAUGGAUUUCCUCCCGCAGGAGCGUGAGCGGGGCAUUACUAUAAAUUCGGCGACGAUCACCUUUCCAUGGAAUGGAUACAGAAUAAAUCUUAUUGACACGCCGGGACAUGUGGAUUUCACGGUGGAAGUUGAACGGACGCUGCUAGCGCUGGACGGCGUUGUCAUCAUCCUGGAUGCUUCAAAAGGCGUUCAGGCGCAGACGCUGACAGUUUGGCGACAGGCUGUUCGCUUCGGACUACCCUGUAUUAUUUAUCUGAACAAAAUGGACAAACCCGGCGCCAGUGUUCCGCGAUGUAUUAUGCAGCUGGAGAAGAAGCUGACUUUGAAACCACUACCUCUGCAAGUGCCUUUCGGGGAUGGAAAACAGUUCGCCGGGGCGUUGGAUGUCUUAGAUACGGCUGAGAAUCAGCGGCUGGAGAAUCUGACGGAGUUGAAGAAAGCCCGCCAGUCAGUAUUAGAACGUCUUGCCGAUGUGGAUGAUGAUUUUGCCGAUUUGUACCUGAAUAGCAAGGAGAGCCUGGACCGCGCGACUAUCGACUCCGAAAUCCGCGAGGCCUGCCUGAAACGACAACUAGCGCCAUUACUAAUCGGCUCGUCUCUGAAGAACGUGGGGGUUCCAGCGUUGUUGGAUGCUGUGGUAAAGUAUCUACCAAAUCCGUUGGAGCUGGAGAAACCGAUGGUCAGUGAGCGCUUGAAGAACUCCUCGGGAUUUUACGGAUUGGCUUUUAAAAAUGUCCAUGACAAGUACAAAGGUCUCCUGACGUUUCUUCGUAUUUACCGCGGCAGCUUAAAAUCCGGUGCGUCUAUCUUCAACGUUAACAAGCAGCUGCGGGAGAAAGUGGUGAAAAUCCACGAGGCAUAUGCCGAUGAGCUGCGGGAGAUCGCCGAGGCCACCGAGGGCAACAUCGCCGUGCUAAGUGGGCUGAAGGAGACCGUGACGGGAGAUACGCUGGUUGCCAGUGGGGCGCAUCUCGACGACGCCCCGACAGAUCAGGUGGCCGUGCUGCGUAUCCCCGAUCCCGUGUACUUCUGCUCGGUGGAGACUGAUUCGCCGUCUAAACAGCAGGCGCUUGAGGAUGCCCUGGCCAUUGUGCAGAAAGAAGAUCCCUCAGUCAAGGUUCGCAAUGAUCCGGAAACCGGCCAGCUUGUGCUCUCCGGCAUGGGCGAACUGCAUCUGGAAAUUCUGAAAGACCGUAUUAAAGGCGAGUACGGAUUGGACCUCUACCUGGGACCAAUGCAGGUAGCUUACAAAGAGACCAUCACCGGUACCGAAGAGCACACUCUACAGAUGGUACGGGAAGUGGCCGGUGUCCACAAUCGUGUGGAUAUCCAUCUGCGGAUACGCUCGGUUGCGGAGAGUGGAUUGUUCCGCAAGUGCAAACUGCAGUCGUCGCCGGACAUCGACUGGACCAAAGUGCAUCCGGACACCAAAGCGGUGAAUAAUGGAGUGGCGGCGGCUUUGACGGCCGGCCCGGUGCUGGGCUACCAGGUUAUCGACGUCAAAGUGAACUUGGUGAAAGUGAGCACAGCCCGCGGCACCCUUUCUCCAGUGAUCGCCGCGGCGGCCAGUCAGUGUGUCCGUGAAAUCCUGGCGAAAUCCAGCGCACAACUGCUGCAACCGCUGAUGAAUGUAGCAGUGACCGUGCCUAGCCAGUGUGUCCACGAUGUGUUAGGGGAUUUGGCACGGCGGCACGCGCAAAUCAAGGAGAUCGACGUGCUGGAUGAGGAAGCGCGGACGGUCAACGCGGAGUGUCCGCUGGCGGAGAUGAUGCACUUUAGCCGGGAUAUUCGCACGGUGACGCAUGGUCUGGCGCAUUUCAGUAUCGAGCUGGGACGGUAUGAGCCGCUGGAUGCUGACCGGUUGGCUAAGUUGAAACAUGAUAAAAUGCUCUUCUGAACAGUGGUGAUUUUUGUCGGUGUUUUGUAUAGUUUUGUAGGUUUGUUUUUAUCGGGUUUUAUUUGUUGUUUUCCUUGUGGUAGGAUGUGAAACUUUGUAAAAAAGUAAAACCAGUAAACAGU